AUGUCAAUAAAGGAAGGAUCGGUGAUGAUAAUUUUAUUUUUAUUCGAUGUGAUAGUGCUAAUUCUCCUGGAAGGAAUCACUGAUAUGGAAUCCGAGAAACCAAAAUACCCUGGCCAUGAGGUUUUAUUAGGAGGAUGGUCAGAACGCAAUUCAGAAGAGAAUGAAAUACAG
Molecule: messenger RNA, 171 nt
Organism: Loa loa (African eye worm)
Lineage: Eukaryota; Metazoa; Nematoda; Chromadorea; Rhabditida; Onchocercidae
Exons: 1
Source: RefSeq, a predicted model, not a curated record